Messenger RNA from Salvia hispanica, 704 nucleotides. Its product is annotated as small ribosomal subunit protein eS24z. Lineage: Eukaryota; Viridiplantae; Streptophyta; Magnoliopsida; Lamiales; Lamiaceae. Gene Ontology annotation, cellular component: ribosome. Gene Ontology annotation, molecular function: structural constituent of ribosome. Gene Ontology annotation, biological process: translation. The record is from RefSeq and is a predicted model, not a curated record.
AAUUGAGGCCAGAAGCAAUAGAUAUGAACUACAAAACCCUAGGGUUAAAGCUCUCGCCUUCAUUCAACGCAGAAACGCCUCGCUAGCAGGGAACGACGCAUCUCAGCUUCAACCAUACCCAAAAUGGCGGACAAGGCAGUUACUAUCAGGACCAGGAAGUUCAUGACCAACCGUCUCCUCUCCAGGAAGCAAUUUAUCAUUGAUGUCUUGCAUCCAGGAAGGGCCAAUGUUUCUAAGGCUGAGUUGAAGGAGAAGUUGGCAAGGAUGUACGAGGUUAAGGACACAAAUGCCAUCUUUGUAUUCAAGUUCAGGACCCACUUUGGUGGUGGAAAAUCUACUGGUUUUGGCUUGAUAUAUGAUUCUGUUGAGAAUGCUAAGAAAUUCGAGCCUAAGUACAGGCUAAUCAGGAAUGGUCUUGACACCAAGAUUGAGAAAUCAAGGAAGCAGAUGAAGGAAAGGAAGAAUAGGGCAAAGAAAAUCCGUGGUGUUAAGAAGACCAAAGCCGGAGAUGCUGCUAAGGCUGGCAAGAAGAAAUAAGUGUAUUUCACUUUUUUUCUUCUGGAGUUGUGACAGUAUAUUUUUGUUUUGUCGUAGAGUUAAUUUAGCUACUCGUUUAAUGUGUUAAACCGGCACAAUAUUUUUGGAUUGCUACUUAAAGUCUCCAACUCUUGCUUUAUCAAUAUCAUCAGAGUAUUUUCUUUACA